Molecule: messenger RNA, 1233 nt
Organism: Tachyglossus aculeatus (Australian echidna)
Lineage: Eukaryota; Metazoa; Chordata; Mammalia; Monotremata; Tachyglossidae
Product: olfactory receptor 14A16-like
Exons: 3
Biological process (GO): G protein-coupled receptor signaling pathway
Cellular component (GO): membrane
Molecular function (GO): olfactory receptor activity; G protein-coupled receptor activity
Source: RefSeq, a predicted model, not a curated record
CUACUGGGAUUCUCAGAGGUCCGGGAGCUGCAGCUGCUCCACGCCGCGCUAUUCCUCCUGGUCUACCUGGCGGCCCUGGCGGGGAAUCUUCUCAUCGUUGCCGUCACCGUCCUCGACCGGCGCCUCCACACCCCCAUGUACUUCUUCCUCAGGAACCUGUCCGUCCUCGACCUCUGCUACAUCUCCGUCACCGUCCCCAAAUCCAUCCACAAUUCCUUGACCAACAAGAGAUCCAUUUCCUUCCUGGGCUGCGCCACCCAGCUCUUCUCAGUGCUCCUGUUUGCCUCGUCCGAGCUGUUCCUCCUCACGGCGAUGUCCCACGACCGCUACGCCGCCAUUUGCCUCCCUCUGCGCUACGAGGUCCUCAUGGACCGAGGGACCUGUGGGAAAAUGGCGGCCGCCUCAUGGCUCGGAGGGGGGCUGUUUGCACUGCUAUUAUCCCCUCGGACGCUCUCCCUACCCUUUUGCGGGUCCAUCCUGAUCCAACAGUUCUUCUGCGAUAUCGCCUCCAUGGUCCAACUCUCCUGCUCUGAAACACACCUCUUCAUCGAUAUGAUCGAAGUCACUGGGUUCCUUUCGGGUGUUUCCUGCUUCAUCUCCAUCGUCAUCUCAUACGUGUGCAUAUUCCGGGCAGUGCUGAGGAUGCCGGCCUCCGAGGGCCGGGCCAAAGCCUUCUCCACCUGCUUGCCCCACCUCGUCGUCACGACCGUGUUUUUCACCUCGGCUGCCUUUGGUACCUUACAUCCAACCUCAGAUUCUUCUUCAGCUCUGGACCUGCUGGUGUCCGUGUUCUACACCGUGGUGCCUCCUGCCCUGAACCCCCUCAUCUACAGCCUGAGGAACAGGGACAUGAAGAUGAGUUGUAAAGUUCAUCCACACUUCUUGAACAAUAAUAACUCCAUAGCCUUCCUAGGCUGCAUCGCUCAGCUCUUUCUGUGGAUCUUCUUUGUGGGUUCUGAGGAUUUCGUCCUCAAGGUGAUGUCCUACUACCACUACGCCGCCAUCUGGCUCCCCCUGCGUUACGAGGUCAUCAUGGAUCGAGUGGCCUGUGGGAAGAUAGCCGCCGCACCCUGGCUCAUAGGAGGACUGAUUGAGGCCUUGUUUUCAUGUUCGACCUUCUCCAUGUCCUUCUGCGGGUACAACGUCAUCUCCCAGUUCUUCUGUGACGUCCCUACUCAGCUCAAGAUCUCCUGCUCCGAGGAACACGUCGCCACGGACGUGAUCCAGGGGUAG